GGCCAUCCUCCCUCCCCUUCUGGCUCCCACCCAAUUUCUCCCUCCUGCCAGGGCUGAGGUUCUCCACACAGCUCCUCCCUGUGUUCCUCAGCCGCCCCUGCUGCACACUCCCCUGGUCUCAGGAGAGAGCAGAUGAUGUCCACAGACAUGGAGACUGCAGACGCCGGGAAGGUGGCCCUUGAGACCCCACAACCCACCCACAUCGAUGUGCACAUCCACCAGGAGUCUGCUCUGGCCAAACUCCUGCUGGCCGGAUGCUCCAUGCUACGGCUCCCAGCAUCUGCCUCAACCAGGAAUCUGGGCAGCAGCCGGCUUUUGGUGGCCUCCUGGGUGGUACAGAUAGUGCUGGGGGUUCUGAGUGUGGCUCUGGGUGGAAUCCUCUACAUCGGCCAGUAUUUCGUCAUGAACACCUCAGGUGCCCCGAUCUGGACUGGGAUCGUGGCGAUGCUGGCUGGAGCCGUUGCCUUCCUUCACAAGAAACGGGGUGGUACCUGCUGGGCCCUGUUGAGGAUCCUUCUUGUGCUGACCAGUUUCGGCACAGCUGUGGCUGCCAUCGUUAUUGCAGCUCCUGAGUUCAAUGUUUACCGAUACUAUAUCAGAGAUGAUGACUGUCUAGGCGACUCUUCAAAUCACUGGCCCACCAAGCCCCCCAGCACCCCAGGACCCGAAGAAGCUGACAGGAUAGCCCUGUGCAUGUUCUACACAAGCAUGCUAAAGCCCCUGCUCAUAAGUCUCCAGGCAAUGCUCUUCGGUGUCUGGGCACUGCUGCUCCUGGCUUCUCUCACCCCUGUAUGUGUUUACUUCUGGAAAAGAUUCUUCACAAAGGCGGAAACAGACGAGAAGAAACUGCUGGGUGAAAUUGUCAUCUAGCCCUGCUUCUCUCUUCCCCUGGGGGUCCCUCCUUCCGAAGCCUGAAAGAAGAGUCGGACAGGAGCAAAUAGACCCUAGCCCACUGCCAGGGCAUGACCGUUGCCUGGCUCUGCCCAGCAUCACAGCUGCUCACAGCAGCACUUGCUCUUUCUCCUUUACCUUCACCACCCCGUGCUCCUGCCCAGGCAGUGGCUUGAUAAUAAAGUCUCGAGUCAUUGCCAGCA
Peromyscus californicus insignis is the source of this 1094-nucleotide messenger RNA. RefSeq names its product transmembrane protein 176A (gene Tmem176a). The record is from RefSeq and is a predicted model, not a curated record. Gene Ontology annotation, cellular component: membrane. NCBI's taxonomy places the organism in Eukaryota, Metazoa, Chordata, Mammalia, Rodentia, Cricetidae.